AUGGAUGCAGAUAUCGGCCCGGCUUCUCUCUUCCGUCCAGUGAAGAAGAGAAAGUUCCCGCGACGCCGACCGGACGACAGCUCAGAGGAUGCGCAAACUACUGCCGCGGAAGAUGAUAGCCGGCCGCCAGGAGGCCCAUUGUCUCAGUCUCAGCCGGAUGGUUUGGACACUAGACAUACCUUAGAUGUCGCGCGUCUUCGGCGGUUACAACGAGCUCGGAGAGGAGGCAUCGAAUUUUCCACCGCUUCGCGGCCAUUACUGGAAGGCGAGAACCAGACCAAUAUAACAUGUGCAGCGGCCGAGGACAUCGAGACGGCAAGGUUGCAAUCUAUGUGUGAUCGAUUUACAGCGCAUACAGGGCAGACGGUGGACGUUGACAAGCAUAUGAUGGCAUACAUAGAGUCCGAGAUGACGAAGCGUUAUCAAGGCAGCGUUUCCACUGAGAGCACUCGCGACGGCUUGUCUUCGACGACCACAGCGACAGCUGCCCCUUCGAUAAUCGACCUACCACAUCGUGAACCGGCGUCAUUAGGAAAGCUACACGAAAUUGACCUCGGUCAGGAAACCAAAUUACUGAACAUCGCCCGGACUGAAGCUGCUGCUAGAAAGCUCGCUGGUGAUGAUGGCGAAUUGGCUCUUGCGGCAGUAUCUAGCUCCAAGGCGAUGUCCCCAGCGAAGGAACAGAGAUCCUGGCGCAACCGGAAACGACGAACCAGUGAGGACAUUGAACGAGAUCGAUUGGUCGAAGAAGUUUUGCGAGAGAGUAAAUUGGACGUCUAUCAUGGCCCAUCGGAAGAUGAGGAAGACGGAGCAAAGGACGCAGAUGACCAAGCCGCCGACGACAGGGUGGCAGAACAGUUCCGAAAAGAUUUUCUUGAUGCUAUUCAGUCUCGUCGUCGUGUGGCGCGAGCGAGGAAUACUAAAACCACCAAGGCCGAAGCCCCUCGAGGGCCAAAGUUGGGGGGCAGUCGAAGUGCUCGAGCUGCAAUGCGUGAGAUGCAGGAGAAAUCAGCACGGAAAUAA
Molecule: messenger RNA, 1023 nt
Organism: Aspergillus homomorphus CBS 101889
Lineage: Eukaryota; Fungi; Ascomycota; Eurotiomycetes; Eurotiales; Aspergillaceae
Product: telomere length and silencing 1 family protein
Exons: 3
Coding region: 1-1023 (340 amino acids)
Biological process (GO): mRNA splicing, via spliceosome
Cellular component (GO): spliceosomal complex
Source: RefSeq, a predicted model, not a curated record